This is a messenger RNA of Geodia barretti, 951 nucleotides long. The record is from the annotation of a GenBank genome assembly. Lineage: Eukaryota; Metazoa; Porifera; Demospongiae; Tetractinellida; Geodiidae.
AUGUGCAAAACAGGCUUCAUAUAUGACAAUCGUUAUCUUCAACACGACACGGGGUCGCGUCACCCGGAAAACAGCCAGCGGUUGAUUGCGACCAUGCAGCAUCUGGAAAAUCAACCCUGGUUCAGUGAAUUGCUGAAUUUGACACCGCGAUUGGCAGAGCGUGAAUGGCUGGAAGCGGUUCACCAAUCCGGAUACAUCGAACAUGCACGUAAAUUGUGUGAAUCCGGAGCAAGAUUGCUGGAUGAUCCGGACGUAACAAUCAGUAGCAGUUCUUUUGAAGUAGCAAGAUUGGCAACCGGCGCAGCUCUGCAACUUGCAGACAGCGUCAUGAAAGGCGAAGUCAAGAAUGGAUUCGCUUUAGUUCGCCCUCCUGGUCAUCAUGCGGAGAACGCUCGUGCGAUGGGAUUUUGUCUGUUCAACAACAUUGCCAUAAGUGCACGGUAUUUGCAGUUGGUGUACGGAAUUGAAAAAGUAUUGAUCUUGGACUGGGAUGUACAUCAUGGCAAUGGAACCCAGCAUGCAUUUGAGGAAGAUCCUUCCAUACUCUUCAUUAGUCUUCAUCAAUACCCUCACUAUCCAGGUACCGGUUCUCACAGUGAAACGGGAGUAGGAGCAGGAACCAAUGCGACAGUCAACUGCCCGAUGACGGCUGGGUCUUCAGAUUUGGACUACGAGCAAGCUUUUUCGGAAAGAAUUCUGCCUGCGAUAAAUAGAUUCAAACCCGAAGUGGUCCUUGUGUCUGCCGGGUUUGAUGCUCAUCAAUCAGACCCGCUUGGACAAAUUGAUCUGAGCACUGAAUUUUUUGGCUGGAUGAGCAUGAGAAUGAUGGAAGUCGCUGAUCAGCACGCAGACGGACGACUGAUAUCACUGCUGGAAGGAGGCUACAACUUGCACUAUCUGCCGCUUUGUGUUUCGAUUCAUUUGCAGACAUUGCUGAAUGCAAAUAGUUGA